UGUUAAUGGACCUUCAAGCAGCGUUGGGAUUCCAAGAAACGCUUUCCCUUGACAACUACAAGUACCAAGCACGACCAUUAAGCGUCCGUUUACAGUGCACAGUUCGAUUUGUUUUGGUUUAUGCAGACGGCGCUUUGUCACAGGGAGCAAAGGUACACCGUGGUACUUUAACUUGGCCGUUACACAUCUUUGACUCAUUGCCGAAACCUGGAACGGCCCCUCCUCCGAGGCCACCCCCUUUCAGAACUCACGGCCGCCGCCUGCCUCUUACCUCCGUUAUUUUACCUCAGAAGCUGGCCUGCUAGUUAGCAAACAAGCUAACGGUUGCAGAUUUCACCCAUGUCCUCUGAAGAAGGGUUGAGCUCAACGAUCACGGAUUGGCUUUUCAUCAACUCCUGGUGGCUCCUUCUGCCAUUCAUCAUGCUUCUUGUAGUUGCUGCCUUCAUUGUUGCCUUUGUGUUGCUGUUAUACAUGAUAUCGCCUCUUAUUAGUCCCAAACCUCUGAAACUGAACGGGUCCCACGUCGUGGUGACAGGAGGCUCAAGUGGGAUUGGGAAAUGCAUUGCGAUUGAGUGCUACAGGCAAGGAGCAUUCAUCACUUUGGUGGCACGGGAUGAGGCUAAAUUGCUUCAAGCAAAGAAAGAAGUGGAGAAAUUUGCCAUCAAUGACAAGCAGGUGGUGCUCUGCAUAUCAGUGGAUGUUUCCAGUGAUUAUAGCCAGGUGGAAAGUGUGAUAAAACAGGCUCAAGAGAAGCUGGGACCCGUUGAUAUGUUAGUGAACUGUGCUGGAUCAUCCAUUUCUGGAAAGUUUGAAGAUGUGGAAGUAGACCGUUUCAAAAAACUGAUGGAAGUGAACUACCUGGGCAGUGUCUACCCAACACGGGCAGUCAUAACCACUAUGAAGGAGCGAAGAAUGGGCCGCAUCAUGUUUGUCUCCUCCCAAGCAGGGCAGAUCGGCCUGUUUGGAUACACUGCCUACUCCCCAUCCAAGUUUGCCCUGCGUGGCUUAGCGGAAUCGCUGCAGAUGGAGAUAAAGCCAUACAAUAUCUAUGUGACUGUGGCCUACCCCCCUGACACUGACACUCCAGGAUUGGCUGAGGAAAAUAAGACAAAGCCUCUAGAGACCAAAUUGAUCUCUGAAACCUCUGGAGUUUGCCAACCAGACCAAGUGGCCAAAAUCAUUGUUCGGGAUGCAGUGCAGGGGAACUUCAACAGCUCUGUGGGACCCGAUGGUUACAUGCUAUCAGCCCUCACCUGUGGAAUGUCACCUGUCACCUCCAUCACAGAAGGUCUCCAGCAGAUUGUUACCAUGGGAUUGUUUCGGACCAUUGCCCUCUUCUACCUGGGCAGUUUUGACAGCAUUGUGCGCCGCUGCAUGAUUCAGAGGGAGCAGUCAAAAGCAGCUGACAAGAGGGAGUAACAGCAGCCUUACCUUCUUCACAGCCCAAUGCCCCUCCUCCUCCUCCACACCCCCCAUCCCAGCCCCUCCUCCAGCUGUAAUAGUGCACAACCCUAGGUGGGGAAAAGGCUGAGCUCUGAGUGCAUUUCUGAUAUCAGCUUAACAGAUGGGAUGAAAGAAAGUGGCAGAUGUUUACUGUUUGCUUGUCCAGUGACGUAAAUCCUCUGUAGACUUCACAGUCAUUUAGAUUUUUCCUCUCAGAGAAUACCAGUGACUUUUCAGUUUAAUGUGUCCACCUGCACCUCUUUUUGUGGGAGCAGCCUUACUUUAAGAGAAUGAGGGCAGACUAAACAUCCCACAGCCUGGUUUUAAAAUAUGUAGGCUUUUUAAACCACUGACAUUACAGUUAUCAGGCCUCCCUGCCUACACUCGCACAAUGCUGUUUUUUUUGUUGUUGUUUUUUUUCUCACAGAGGAAAGCAACAGAUAGCCUGUCUGACCGGUUGUGCCAAAUAUGGCUUGAAGUUCCUUCCCACCAGGGGCUAUAGUGAAAACCGGAAUGGUAACUCUCAGCUUUUUUAAAUAUUGUUUCAUGUAUCUCAAAACUAGGUCCACCUUGUAAGAAUUUUACAGUUUGCACUAAAUAAGGCCCUUCCUCUCUACCUUUUUCGUACCACAAGUCUUUGCAGGCAAAGCACCUUCCUGUUUGACUGAAUAACCUCUGUGUUUGAAACCAGCUGUGACCCUCAGUGUUUUGUUUAUGCUGUGGGAUGUUUUGUUGUUGUGCUCUGUGUGUGAACCAAGCCAAGAUGUGAUACAACAGUACUCUUCAGUGAUAUCAGAGAGCGGGCGAGAGAGAAAGCACAUGUGAUUUUUUUGAUUCUUUGUUAAAUUUUACUAAUGCAUAAACAUCAUUUCCAGAAAAUAAUAAUAUUCAAAAAUUUUAGAUGCUUUGUUUGGGCAAAGAUUUUUGGGUGAACUGUGUGCAUGAAUGUAUGUGUCUGUGUUUGCUGUGACUGAGAAACCCCUGGCCUGGGGAGGGAAAAGCCAUUAGAUUUUAUUGUCUCGGGAAUAAACACACCAAAUUAUUUUCUUAUCAUCCCAUCUUUUUUCUUUGAGAAAGGAAAGCAGGUACUAUGGGUCAAAGCCAUGAAGUCAAAAUAUUAGGGGGGGGGGAGAAAAACCAGCAUAGGUAAUUUCCCUUUUCACCUGUGAAUUUGACAAGUUCAAAACACCAAUACACUUUUUUCUUUUUCAUUAUAUGUGUGAAAGGAAGCAUAUCAUUUUUACAUGCAGUUCUAUGUGUCAGUGCGCACAUUCAGCCACCCCAAUCAAGGUCCAAGUGGGAUCCAUAAUCUGUUGGGGUUGGUGCAAGUCAGGGCAGGGCAAGACUUGCUGGUUCGAGUCAUGUCCCUGUAGGUCUAGUGAGGGCGCUAGAGAUUUGUUUUACAUAAAGGCCAAAAUAGUAGAGGGACUAGCAUGGAAGUGUGAUCCCUGUCCCUCUGAUUUUGACCUGCUGUCACUCUGUCAUGCACAGUUGGGACUUUUUAGCUCCCUAAAUGACUAUCGAUUCCCUCCUGAUUUCUGUCAAGCCUUGAAAAAUCUUUUAUUUACCAUAUGUUUUGCAUAUAGAGGGAGAGAAAGUACAGUGUUGACUCUUCAAGUCUUCCUUUGGUCCAUCACAAACGGGGAGAAUGUACUUUAAUACAAAGCAUACAAAUCAGAACUUAGGAAUAUUAUUUUUUAAAUACACCAAUAUUUGAAUGCCAAAAUGUGUUAAGACAAUUUCUGUAGAUGCAAUGCAUUUAUUUGAGAUUAAUUUCGAUGUUGCUGCUCUGUUGAUCUUAGAGUUAGUUUGGUGAAGCUGUGGCACAGUGUGGGGACCCAUUCGAAGCCUUAAGACUACUGAUGAAGCUAAUGCUGUAAGAAUGGACCUGUCCACAGAACAAUGUGGCUUAACCCACAUGUUGUUUACCAGUUCAAUUAAUACUUAAUCUUUAAUACUUUUCAGUGUAAAAUGCCAGCUGUUUUUGUGUAUUUUGUCAUUUUCCAGUCUUUGUAUGACAAAAAGAAGCCUUACUGAAAUCCAAGAUAUGAAAGUGAGAAUGGAUGACUCAUGUUUGAUGAUGUUCUCAUUCGAUAUUGGUUAAAGGCAUACUGUUCUGCACUCAAGAGCUUUUCAUAACUGUACAUUUAUUGCCAUUAAAAGUCUCUUUUACCUUGAGGUAGCAACACAUAGUUGAUAAAAUAUGUAGCCCAUGUAAAAGCAGUUUUGUUCUAACAUUUUGUUUUAAUCUUUUAAGCUAUGCAAAUGAAGCCUAUGCUUACAGUAUGUUUGAACAUACAGUCAAGAUUUAAGUUUUGUAACAGUCACGCUAGUUUUCCCUAUUCAAUGGUGUCAUCAUCAGAUACGUAGUGUUUUUAAGUAUUGAACAUGAAAGUCAUAAUGCACUCUUGUUUCAUUCUUUUUUCUUGCUUUUUUACUUUUUUUCUGCCAAAAAACUUAACACCUUCACCUUGUGUGCCAUUGGAAGAAAAUGUGAGAAGUGGAACAUUUCUUUGUCUUAUUUUCUUACAUGAUAAACUAAAUAAAUACCUGUGAGGAAAAACAA
Messenger RNA from Siniperca chuatsi (mandarin fish), 4009 nucleotides. It is a transcript of the gene kdsr, whose product is annotated as 3-ketodihydrosphingosine reductase. NCBI's taxonomy places the organism in Eukaryota, Metazoa, Chordata, Actinopteri, Centrarchiformes, Sinipercidae. Bases 340 to 1419 code for a protein of 359 amino acids. Gene Ontology annotation, biological process: sphingolipid biosynthetic process. The record is from RefSeq and is a predicted model, not a curated record. Gene Ontology annotation, cellular component: endoplasmic reticulum membrane. Gene Ontology annotation, molecular function: 3-dehydrosphinganine reductase activity. The transcript has 10 exons.